AUGGAUAACGCAACAAAAAACAAGCAUCCCAGCAAUGCCAUGCGAAGCAUACAAAAGACAAAGCUCCCAUUAGCACCCACGCUAGGCCACCAUCUAGCACACCGACUGGUUGAAGUUGGUGUCUCAGAGGUAUUUUCAGUUCCCGGGGACUCCAAUAUGACCCUUCUGGAUUACUUCAUCGACGAGGGAGGGCUGAAGCUAGUGGGAUGUUGCAGUGAGCUGAAUGCAGGGUAUGCAGCUGAUGGGUACGCAAGGGCAAGGGGUGUGAGUGCUUGUGCUGUUACCUUCACAGUUGGUGGCCUCAGCAUUUUAAAUGCUAUAGCUGGUGCUUACAGUCAAGAUUUGGCUGUAAUUUGUAUCGUUGGAGGUCCUAACUCCAAUGAUUACGGUUCUAACACAAUUCUUCAUCACGCCAUUGGGUUGCCGGAUUUCUCCCAAGAGCUUCAGUGCUUCCGCCCAGUGACCUGCCAUCAGGCCAUUAUUAAUGAUUUGGAGCACGCCCAAGAACAGAUUGAUAGAGCAAUUACAGCAUGUUUAGAAGAAAGCAAGCCUGUUUAUAUCAGCAUUUGCUGCAAUUUGGUUGCCAUCCCUCAUCCUACUUUGGUUCAGGAUCCUAUUCCACUCGUCUUCUCUUCCAAGAUGAGUAACCAUAUGGGCCCGGAAGUAGCAGUGGAGGCAGCUGCAGAAUUCCUGAAUAAGGCAGUGAAGCCUGUUCUGGUGGCUGGACCAAGGCUCCGAGUUGCAAAAGCCUGCAAUGCCUUUGUAGAGUUAGCAGAUUCUAGUGGCUAUGCAAUUGCAGUCAUGCCAGCUGCAAAAGGCCUUGUUCCAGAGAACUUCCCUCACUUCACUGGGACUUAUUGGGGCGCAGCAAGCACUCUGUACACUGCUGAGAUUGUGGAAACUGCAGAUGCUUCACUCUUUGCAGGACCCAUUUUCGAUGAUUUGAGCUCUCUUGGCCAUUCAUUGCUCUUCAAUAAGAAGAAGGCUAUUAUUGCAGAACCUGAACGAGUAAUAAUUCCCAACAUGCCGGUGUUUUGGCGAGUAUCAUUGAAGAAAUUCCUUGAAAAACUAGCGAAAAGGCUCGAAUAUAACACUAGUGCAUACGAGAAUUACAAGAGGAUUUGUGUUCCAGAGGCACUUCCCCUUCAAUCUGUUCCCAAUAAGGACUUGAAGGUUAAUGUUCUGUUCAAGCACAUACAAAAAAUGUUGUCGGGUGACAUGUUUCUGUUGGCUGAGGCAGGCGAUUCAUGGUUCCAUUGCCAGAAACUGAAACUGCCACAGGGUUGUGGGUAUGAGAGUCAGCUGCUAUAUGCAUUGAUUGGUUGGUCAAUAGGUGCAACACUUGGGCUUGCGCAGGCUGAACCGGACAAGCGAGUUAUAGCUUGUAUAGGAGAUGGAAGCUUCCAGAUGGCCCCACAAGAAGUGUCCACAAUGCUUAGAUUAGGACAUAACAGCAUCAUAUUCUUGAUAAACAAUGGUGGAUACACAACAGAAGUUGAGAUUCAUGAUGGUCCGUACAACGUAAUCAAGAACUGGAGCUACGGUGGGUUGGUCAAUACAAUAAAUAAUGAGCAAGGGACUUGUUGGACUACCAAGGUUGGUAGUGAGGAGGAAGUAAUUGCUGCGAUUGAGACAGCUAUGGGUGAUAAGAAGAAUUGCUUGUGCUUCAUAGAGGUGAUAGUUCACAGGGACGAUACCAGCAAGGAGCUACUUCAGUUCGGAUGCAGGCUUGCUGCUAGCAAUGGUCGACCUCCCAAAUCUCAUUAA
Manihot esculenta (cassava) is the source of this 1767-nucleotide messenger RNA. RefSeq names its product pyruvate decarboxylase 2. NCBI's taxonomy places the organism in Eukaryota, Viridiplantae, Streptophyta, Magnoliopsida, Malpighiales, Euphorbiaceae. The coding region runs from base 1 to 1767 and encodes 588 amino acids. The transcript is spliced from 7 exons. Gene Ontology annotation, molecular function: thiamine pyrophosphate binding; carboxy-lyase activity; magnesium ion binding. The record is from RefSeq and is a predicted model, not a curated record.